AUGUUGCAAAAUCCAAGGAAUGAGGCGGAUGGGCUGUUUGCUAAUGUGGAGGCUUGGGAUGUGGUGAAAAGUAGAUGGGUUUGGGAGAAAGUUAGAGAUAGAUGGGAGAAGGUUCUGUGGGAAGAUCUUCUCUGGUUUCCUUUGCAUAUCCCAAAAAUGUCAAUUAUUUCUUGGAUGGUCAUUUUAAAUAGGCUGCCUACUAAAGACAGGCUUAUUCGAUUGGGGUUGGAGUCGGAUGGGAGUUGUGGUCUUUGUGAAGAUGGGUUGGAAAACAAAGAAAAUUUGUUCAAUGAAUGUGUUUUUGCUGGUGGAGUCUGGAGCAGAGUUAUGUUGGCCUGUAGGUUGCCUUGUAGGUCAAUGUGCUGGAAUGAAGCUUUGGCUUGGACAAUUGCUAACUUCAAAGGGAAGUCUUUGCUUGUUUGUAUCUUGAAGUUGGUUUGGAAUUGCUUUCUGUAUUUUGUUUGGGAAGAGCGUAAUCUUAGACGUUUUAGGGGAUGCUCUCGUUUAGUUGACGAGAUCUUUGAAUGA
Messenger RNA from Hibiscus syriacus, 528 nucleotides. RefSeq lists its product as uncharacterized. Lineage: Eukaryota; Viridiplantae; Streptophyta; Magnoliopsida; Malvales; Malvaceae. Bases 1 to 528 code for a protein of 175 amino acids. The transcript has 2 exons. The record is from RefSeq and is a predicted model, not a curated record.